Molecule: messenger RNA, 523 nt
Organism: Chrysoperla carnea
Lineage: Eukaryota; Metazoa; Arthropoda; Insecta; Neuroptera; Chrysopidae
Exons: 2
Coding region: 59-523 (154 amino acids)
Source: RefSeq, a predicted model, not a curated record
GCAAAGUCUAUGUUUAGGUUGGUUUAGGCCACGUUAGUCCUAUUGGGGUACAUAAAAAAUGAUAAAUAAAAUAAUACAUUUAUGCCUUUUAAGUUUGAUAAUUAAUAAUUAUCAAUUGACAAUUUCAAAACACUUUAAUAAAAGUGAAGAGUUUUUGAUUGACGAUGAUGACAACGAAGAUUUCAUAACACAAUUUCAAUUUCUUCAUGGAGCUUCCGAGGAGGUGCAUGAGGUUGGAGAAUCGGGAGACGAAGAGGGUGACCUCCAACAGGGGCAAGAUGCAUUACCCGGAGAAGGGGCAACUGUAGCAAUCGAAAAAAAAGAGAAAAAAAAUUAUUUCUUAACAAUUACAUUACCUACGUUUAUUGUUGUUGCACUUCAGUUCAUUGUUAUGAUUGUAACUUUACACAAGAAAAAUUGUUGCUUUGGAUUUUUUGAGAAACCAUUAAUUAUAGAAGAAGAACUUGAUCGAUUUAAACGGCGAGAAGUUUCUUCAUCCGAAGAUUAUGAUAUAAUUUAUUAA